Drosophila busckii is the source of this 1248-nucleotide messenger RNA. It is a transcript of the gene PCID2, whose product is annotated as PCI domain-containing protein 2 homolog. Gene Ontology annotation, cellular component: transcription export complex 2. The transcript has a single exon. Bases 36 to 1226 code for a protein of 396 amino acids. Gene Ontology annotation, biological process: transcription elongation by RNA polymerase II; post-transcriptional tethering of RNA polymerase II gene DNA at nuclear periphery; poly(A)+ mRNA export from nucleus. Gene Ontology annotation, molecular function: double-stranded DNA binding; RNA binding. Lineage: Eukaryota; Metazoa; Arthropoda; Insecta; Diptera; Drosophilidae. The record is from RefSeq and is a predicted model, not a curated record.
UAUAAACAAUUAUUUAGAAAAAGAAGUAAUUUAUUAUGUUUGGUAACGUGAAUAAUUAUCUCACAGGAAUAUUGCGAGCUGCCGAGGAUUACAAUGGUGACAACCUGGGAGUAUUUAUAUCGCUGCGCGACAUUCAUGUACAAAACCGCAACUUGUACAUAGCGCAGCCCGAAAAGUUAGUAGAACGUCAUUUGAAACCGCCAUUAGAUGAAGUUGUGUGUGCCCAUAUUAAGGUGCUGUAUUAUUUGGCUCAAGAGCCGCCCAAUUAUAUGGAGGCUUACACUCAGCAGUCGGUUAGCUGUUCGGCCGUGGUAAAGCUGCUUCAGCAAUUGAAGGACGAGAACUGGUGUUUGCCACUUAUGUAUCGUGUGUGCCUAGAUCUACGAUAUCUUGCUCAAGCAUGUGAAAAGCACUGUCGCGGCUUUACGCCUGGUAAUAUUCUGGAAAAAGCAGCAGACUGCAUAAUGGCAUGCUUUCGUGUAUGCGCUGCUGACGGACGAGCUUCUGAGGAGGAUACGAAACGACUAGGCAUGAUGAGUUUAGUGAAUCAACUUUUCAAGAUAUACUUUCGCAUAAACAAACUACAUCUCUGCAAGCCGCUCAUACGCGCAAUUGAAAAUUGUGCUUUCAAGGAGAGCUUCCCUCAGCCGGAGCAAAUCACCUACAAGUACUUUGUCGGCAGGCGUGCCAUGUUCGACUCAAACUAUCGUAUGGCCGUGGACGAUUUGUCAUAUGCGUUUACCCAUUGCCCCGAUCGCUUUGCUAGCAACAAACGCCUAAUACUGAUCUAUCUGGUGCCAAUAAAAAUGCUAUUGGGAUACCUACCGCGGAAAUCAUUAUUGGAGCGUUAUGAUCUACUUCUAUUCGAUGAUCUGGCGCUCGCUUUGAAAGCUGGCAAUGUAAACAAGUUCGAUGAGAUUGUUCGUGACCAGGAGCUUGUACUCAUACGGAGCGGCAUUUACCUGCUCGUAGAGAAACUCAAGUUCAUUGUAUAUCGUAAUCUAUUUAAGAAAGUCUUUGCUAUUCGGCAGACACAUCAGUUGGACAUGGCAGAUUUCUUGACCGCACUGCAGUUUGUGGGUGUAACAGAUGUUUCCAUUGACGAAACGCAUUGUAUUAUAGCUAACUUAAUUUACGAAGGUAAAAUCAAGGGUUACAUCUCCCACGCGCACAACAAGCUAGUGGUCUCCAAGCAGAAUCCUUUUCCGCCUUUAAUAUCUACGUAGUUAUAAUAACUUCUAAUGAAUA